AUGCCUGCUUACAUUGUUGUAGGCGAGUACGAAUCAGUCAAUACAACAAAUGAAUUGAUGUUGCGAGAUGUAGAGGUGCCAGACAGUUCGUUGCUUCUCUUCGAGCGCUUGAACUUGAGAAGAAUGCCGACGUUGAUGCAAUUCGCGAGGCAAAAUCAGGAUACUAAUACUUCAACAACGACCUCGUCAUCGGAGUCAUCAGAAUCAGGAAAUAGGAGAUGCACAUGUUCUCUGGGUGUGUGCAAGUGUUGUACAGGCUUGAUAAUGGACUUGUUCAGUCAGAAAGCCUGCAUGAAGGUCACGUAUCAUCCAGGCGAUUUUGCUUUCGACGUAGCCAUGUCCUGGAACGAUCGGGUUUUGUACGAGAACUCCAUGUCAGGAAAGAACCCGAGACCAGUGUGCAUCAAUCCACCCAGGCUGAACAACCUCAAAGUCUGCGCCAAGUUCUACAAUGUAUUCUUCCCGGGGAGGAACUUUCAUUUCUGCCUGGCUAUGACUGGCCAGUGGAGGUCAUAUGAGCUGUUUAAUAUGGCUUUUGAUUGCUUAAGAAUGGGAGCAGACGGUUUAGCCAUGAUGCGUCCUGAAGACAGCGGCGGCCUGGUCAUCCCCAACCCUCAAGGAGGAGUAGACGCAGUCAUAGAUUCUGGAGAUGACAUCGAAGAUUACGACGAAAACGUUGUCAAGUCGCUUCUGGACAUCUUUGAUCGAUAG
Messenger RNA from Pectinophora gossypiella (pink bollworm), 711 nucleotides. RefSeq lists its product as uncharacterized. Lineage: Eukaryota; Metazoa; Arthropoda; Insecta; Lepidoptera; Gelechiidae. The record is from RefSeq and is a predicted model, not a curated record. The transcript has 3 exons. The coding region runs from base 1 to 711 and encodes 236 amino acids.